This is a messenger RNA of Adineta steineri, 2238 nucleotides long. Lineage: Eukaryota; Metazoa; Rotifera; Eurotatoria; Adinetida; Adinetidae. The record is from the annotation of a GenBank genome assembly.
AUGACGUCAACAACUACCUCGUCGCUCGACACUGAUUGGUAUAGUGAGGCUAAUGUACUUCUGAAGAAAAUCGUUGAUCAAUACGAUGAAGAUCAUGAGCUUGGAACGCUUAAUUCAAGUAUAUAUGACACAGCCUGGGUCUCAAUGAUAGAUAAAUCUAUCAAUGGCGUAAGACAGUGGCUUUUUCCGGACGCCUUUCAGUUUAUAUUGGAUUGCCAGUCAAGUAUUGGAGGAUGGCAAGUCGAUUGUCCUUCUAUUGAUGGAAUAGUUAAUACAUUGGUAUGUCUUCUUUCACUAAAGCGUCAUCAAUCGACGAUUCAUCUCUGGAAAGAAAGUCAAGAUAGUAUCGUUCAUCGAAUUGAUACUGCUAUUGCAUUUCUCAACAGUCAGCUGAAUGAUUGGGAAGUUAUGAAAACAGAACGAGUUGCUUUCGAGCUGAUUAUUCCGACGCUAUUUGAUUUACUUGAGAAAGAGUUCGGUAUUACAUUCAAAUUUCGUGAUUGUGCUGCUCUACUUGCUCUUAAUCAUAAAAAAAUGUCCAUGAUCAAAGAUUCAAUGAUUUAUGAAACGCAAAGUUCUUGUCACCAUACCUUAGAAGCCUUCAUUGGUAAGAUAAACUUUGAUCGGCUUGUUAAUCUGAAAUGUCAAGGAAGUUUCAUGGCCUCUCCUUCUUCAACAGCUGCGUAUCUUAUGAACGCUUCUGUUUGGGAUGAAGAAGCUGAACAAUAUCUUCGACGUGUUACCUCCCAUUGUGAAAAAUAUGGAAACAGAGGAGUUCCCACCUUUUGGCCAACUACUAUUUUUGCAUCUUCGUGGGUUAUCUGUAAUUUAUUGGAAAAUGGUUUUGAAGCGAACAAACUCGAUAAAUAUUGUCUUGAUCGAAUAAAAGAUAUGCUGAAAAGAGUACUAACUGUGCAGGAUGGUAUCGUUGGAUUUGCUGAACAUCAACUACCAGAUGCAGAUGAUACAGCUAAAUCAUUAACAGUUUUACACUAUCUCGGAGAUUCACCUUCAGUUCAACCACUUAUUACAAAUUUCGAGGUGGAUACACAUUUUCGAUGUUAUCUGGAGGAACGCAAUCCAAGUAUCAGUGCUAACUGUAAUGUUUUGAUUAGUUUACUACAUGUUUCUACACCAGAACAGUAUACUGAUCAAAUAGAAAAAGUGGUGACAUUUAUUUGCGACAAAUGGUGGACAAAUGACGGUAUGUUGACGGACAAAUGGCAUCUUUCAUGGUUAUAUCCAGCCAUGCUUGUAUCGCAAGGAUUAACCCUUCUUUUAUAUCGUCAUGAUGAUAUUCCGUUCCCAUCUUUGCCAGACAAUCUUAUUAAAGACAAAGUUCCCAUCGUACUAUUUCAGCUAAUCGUUCGUAUUCUUCAAUCCCAAUCAGUAGAAACAGGUUCUUGGGGAGAGAAUGGUUCUCGUCAAGAAACAUCUUAUGCAAUCAUAGCACUGGCUAAUCUUGCAUCUUUACCGUUUGUAGAGUCAAUACGUGCACAGAUAGACGUCGCUAUAGCACGCGGACGAGCUUAUCUACAAUCCACAUCGCACACAAACUCAACGGAAGUUGAAUCCAAAGAACUUCUUUGGAUUGAUAAAAUCGUGUAUGGAAGUGAAUUGACUGCAAGUAAAACUGAUCAAGAUCAAUUGCAGCUUGAGCUUAAGUCUUUUAUUCUUGCAAACUUUAAACAAUGUGAAGAUAGUAUACGAUUAGAAGCACAGACAUCAAUAAUUACGUUUGAUACACCACGUUCCUCCUAUUUCCGAUGGAUUCACACGACAGCGAUUGAUCAUUUCAGUACACCAUGUAUAUUUGCAUUUCUUACAUGUUUACUUAGCAAUACACAUGAUGGUAAGGCGGAUUUUUUUCCAACUUCAGAGAUCAAAUACAUUGUACGAGAUUGUAUUUCUCAUAUUUCGAUCAAAAGCCGUAUUUAUAACGAUUAUGGAUCACUGCGAAGAGAUCGUGAAGAAAAGAAUUUAAAUUCAGUUUUCUUUCCAGAAUUCGAAGGUCAACUAAAUAAAACAGAUACCGAACUCAAAGAAGAGCUCAUGCAUAUCGAUGAAUAUGAAAGUAAAUGUUUAGACGUAUCUAUGAUGGAAUUGCGUAGAAUAGCUACUCAGAAAUUUGGUACAAGUAUGGGAAAUAGAUUAUAUGAAGUGAUCAAACUUUAUUAUAAUUCUAAUACAAUUUACCAGCAAAUUUACGCAUUAAAAGACAUUGUCACUCGGAGUUGA